Molecule: messenger RNA, 513 nt
Organism: Eruca vesicaria subsp. sativa (arugula)
Lineage: Eukaryota; Viridiplantae; Streptophyta; Magnoliopsida; Brassicales; Brassicaceae
Source: the annotation of a GenBank genome assembly
AUGAGCUCCUCUGAAUCUUCUUCCGCGGAGUCUCGUCUAGCCACGGCUAAGACGGUUCUCACAACAGCAGCCUCGGUGGCCGCAUUCGCAAUGCUAGCUAAAUCACUAGUCCAAGACUAUUUGCCUGACGAGGUGCACCAAUACAUCGCCUAUGGCUUCCGCACUUUCUUUAGUUACCUCUCAUCCCAGAUGACAAUAAUCAUUGAAGAGUUUGAAGGGUUUGUCCACAACGAAGUCUUUGAGUCCGCAGAGGCCUAUCUAGCCACCAAAAUCUCUCCCUCUCACAAAAGAAUCAAAGUUAGUAAACACGAAAAAGAAAACAACUACAACGUUACCGUAGAGCGUGAUGAGGAAGUUAUAGAUACCUUCAACGGCGUCAAGUUCCGGUGGAUCCUCCAUUGCCACCAGGUUGAGUCCAAGAAUUUCCAUAAUCCGCGGGAUCUAAACUAUACACUCAAAUCCAAAGUACGAUCAUUCGAGCUCAGCGUCCACAAGAAAUUUAAGAACUCUUGA